AUGUAUAUGUGUUUUGUAUGUGGGUUAAUGGUUUUUUUUUAUUUGAUUUUUUUUUUUAUUCCUCCAUUUGUUUUGUUUACACCAAGAUCUCUCCCGACGUAUUUAUUUUUUAUUUUGUAUUUUUGUUUUUUUAUUGCUUUCCCUGAGAUUUUCUCGCAGGCAGUCAAACAAACACUAAAAAAAGAGAGAAAGAGAAAAAAAAAAAAAAACAAACAACCAAAAAAAGAAAAAAAGAAAAAAAGAAAAAAAAAAAGACACGUUCCCCCCCCCCAACGACCCCCAAAAGGCGAAGAAAACCCGGCAAAAAAGAAUGGCGGAUUCUAUUCUUUUCUAUUAUCUUUUUUGGUGGUUUUUUUUUGCGGAAAUGAUAUAUAUAAUACAAAAGAUAAUACGGAUUGCAAGUAUAUAUUGAUUAGAAAGUACGUAGAGAGAGUUAUGUGGAUGGUUAACUGUGUAGCAAACAGUAAACAGCAAUGUCACCACAACACCGUCUUGUUAUCUUGUGGUCAUCUCAUCUUUUUUUUUGUCUGUGUUUGA
Arxiozyma heterogenica is the source of this 537-nucleotide messenger RNA. RefSeq lists its product as uncharacterized. The record is from RefSeq and is a predicted model, not a curated record. The transcript has a single exon. NCBI's taxonomy places the organism in Eukaryota, Fungi, Ascomycota, Saccharomycetes, Saccharomycetales, Saccharomycetaceae. Bases 1 to 537 code for a protein of 178 amino acids.